GGAGCCUGUCCUGGAACUAGCUCUUGUAGACCAGGCUGGCUUCAAACUCGCAAAGAUCCACCUGCCUCUGCCUCCCAAGUGCUGGGAUUAAAGGCGUGUGCCACCACCGCCCGGCUAUUUAACUUUUUUUUGAGGUACAUGUAUUGAAGUUUGAAAACUUUUCUCUGAUAACUAGUUCUUAUGAUUUUGAUGCCUCUUUAUUAUUAAGUGGUUCUAAAUACAUUGUCCUUUUUUGUGUGUGUGUGUGUGUUAAAGAUGAGGUUUCAUGUAACCCUCUCUCUAACUGGCCUGAAACUUGGUGCUCAAACUUGCUGUUAGCCACUGUAGUUUUUGGUGCCUGUCCUGGAACUAACUCUUGUACACCAGGCUGACCUCAAACUCACAGAGAUCAGCCUGCCUCUGCUUCCCAAGUGCUGUGAUUAAAGGUGUGCGCCACCCCUGCCCAGCUGUUUUGUUUUUGUUUUUUGAGACCGAGUUUCUCUGUGUAGCCCUGUCUGACCUAGAACUUGCUUUGUAGACCAAGCUGGUCUAGAAUUCAGAGAUUUGCCUGCCUCUGUGAGUUCUGGGACUAAAGGCAUGCAUCACUACGCCUGGCCUGCUUCCCUUUUUGAAUGAUUUAAUUUUGACUAUUAUUUGGCUCCUACCUUUAACACGGCGAUGAUUGUACUGUAUUAACUUUUCUCUGUUUGUGGAAUGGGUCUGUACUAUUAAUAUUUUUUGUUGUUUUGAAAGAGAGUUUCUCUGUGUAGCCUUGGCUGUCCUAGAACUAGCUCUUGUAGAGAGCAGCCUGGCCUCGAACUCAAGAGAUUCACCUGCCUGAUGGGUGUUAUUUAUAAUAUUUAACUUGGAAUUCAUAAUAGCAAAAUUUCUAGUUUGGUUAAAUUGUUUUGUGUUUUUGUUUUAAGUGACAAAUCACUUUUGUAAAAAUAAUUGACAAAGCUUUCUUUGUGUUCUGGUGUAGUUCAUACAGUUUGGGGAAAACUUGAUGAUUUUUGAAAGUGUUAUACCUAACAGCUAUAUUUAUUUUAAAAUGGUGAUUACACUUGUUUUUUCCUUCCUCCUCUUUCUUUGGUGGUAGGAUUGAGCCCAGGAUCUUGUACAUGAUAGAUGAGCAUGUUACCACCAAGCUGCCUCCAGCCUAGGUUCUGUGUCUAACAAAGUUACUGCUGGUAAUUUGCAUGUCCCCUCAAUGUGUUGGCGUUAACUUAGUCUUAGAAGUUUGCCAUUUUUUCUAUAUCAGCCCCCCCCCCCAACUUUUAUUUUUAGGUUUUUAGUUUAGUAGUAUUUUAUUGUCUUUGUACUUUCUUUAAAACAAAAAAACAAACAAAAAAAACCAGCCUUAGAUUAUUCCUUCCUUAAAUUAGGUGGUUCCUUAGUUUAGUUCCAGGGGAAGAUUGAAGUUUAAACGCUCAUUGAUAGUCAGCUUGGAACAUAUUUACUGCUGGUCUUGUAGGGCAAACCCAGCCUGUUCUUUUGUUUAACAGCUCAAGGAUUUAUUAAGUUAUUUGUGUAAAAUUUAAUUGCUAAUUGCAUUAACAGAAGAUCAGUGUAGAAAGACUCUACAGUUUCUGCAGCUGCCAAUUUAAAAACAUUGUUCUAGUUACGGAAAGGCCCAAUAUUCUUGCCAGUGUUUAGGACAUGUGGAGACCAUUACUGGUGUUAGUACUACAACUGCAGCAUCUCCGAGACCUAACAUAGCAUAUUUAGGAAAAGUGGUAAUAGAAGUCGUGUUCAUGUCGGUAAGGUAUAGUAGUUACUUUUAGUGUUGGUGUUGUGGUAGGACAGUGAUGUUAACUGUUCAUAGUUAGUUUACCCGUGGUGGCCCAUGCCCUUAAUCCCAGCAUUUGGGAGGCAGGGGCAGGUAGAAUCUCUAGUUCAAGGCCAUCUGGUCUACAUAGGAGUUCCAUGACAGUCGGGGUUACAUAGACUAAUUCUCAACAAACAACCCCAAGCAAAAAUAAUUAAUAAAACCAUAAAUAAAUGUUCAAAGUUUAUAUUUGUGGUAUUGCAUAGAACCCAUUUUCAUAAUGCUGGGCAAGCACUUUAGCACUGAACUAUAUAAAAAGUACAAAAUGGCAAUAUGUGAUUUUUUUUUAAAGUAGUUACCAGACAAUUAAGAAGAGAAUUAGUUUGAAUAAAGUAGUUGAAGGUGAGCGUACAGUAAACUAUAAAUAGAAGGCAUAUAGAGUAGCUCCACCUGUCAUUCCAGCACUCAGAAAGCUGAGACAGGAAGAUUGUUGUGAUUCAAAGGCAGCCUGGGCUGUUGUAAGAAUUCUUUUUCAAAAAAUCAAAACCUAGCAAUAGCAAAUGAGUCGCCAGGUGAGGAUGCCUGCUGCUAAGCCUGACUACCUGGGUUCAGUUCUUCGAGACCACAUGAUAGAAAGGGAAGGCUGACUUGGGGGCUGUCAUCUGACCUUCACUAGGAAAACACAACGACACAAAACCCAUUAAGUUCUAAUGUAGUAGAAAGGCUUUGUUUUGUUUUGAGAGAGGGUCUCUUUGUGUAGUCCUGGCUAUCUUUGAAGUUACUUACUAUUUAGACCAGGCUGUCCUCAGUCAGACAGACUCAAGGAGUACCCUCUGCCUCUUCAGUGCUGGGAUUUAAGGUAUUGCACUACCAUGCCCAGCCUAAGUUGUUGUUGUUUAAAUGCAAGGUUAUAUAUAUGACUCAUUGAGAAAGGGACUGCGUAAGAAAAACACUCAGCUAAGUUAACAAAUUAUCAGAUGACUAGGCCAGCAAUUAAUUAAAUACCCAGUUUGGUAAAAGAUGACUGCAGGGAUUCGAGGAACAAAGGAAAUGGACAAGGAAGCACUUCCUUAUAACACUAACGUUUCUUUACCCUGCAUUGCAGUUGAUGGGAAAUGAUUUUUUUAAGUUUUACCUGUGGAUGGUUUUAUUUCAUAUAUUUUUGUCCAAUGUAGAUUAAAUUAAUCUCUCUAUUUUAUGUUUAAAUACCGUCUUCAUCCUCGUUUUACACAUUGCACUCCAGUACUGCACUUACAGCUAAAGACAGAAUACUCUACUUGAGGAGACGCGAGUAGGACUUUGAAAAUCUCAGCAAAAGGAGUUGUGACUGAUGAGAAUUGAAGGCCAUGGAUGAAGAUGGACUUGAAUUACAAUCACAGGCGCCAAACUCAUUUUUUGAUGCAACAGGAGCUGGUGCUACACACAUGGAUGGGGAUCAAAUUGUUGUGGAAGUACAAGAAACGGUUUUUGUGUCAGAUGUUGUGGAUUCAGACAUAACCGUGCACAACUUUGUUCCUGAUGACCCAGACUCAGUUGUAAUCCAAGAUGUUAUUGAGGACGUUGUUAUAGAAGAUGUCCAGUGUCCAGAUAUCAUGGACGAAGCAGAUGUAUCAGAAACAGUCAUCAUCCCAGAGCAAGUGCUGGACUCAGAUGUAACUGAAGAAGUUUCUUUAACACACUGCACAGUUCCGGAUGAUGUUUUAGCUUCUGAUAUUACUUCAGCCUCGAUAUCUAUGCCUGAACAUGUCUUGACAAGUGAAUCUAUACAUGUGUCUGACGUUGGUCACGUUGAACAUGUGGUUCACGAUACUGUAGUAGAAGCAGAAAUCGUCACUGAUCCUUUGGCCGCCGAUGUUGUUUCAGAAGAAGUGUUGGUAGCAGACUGUGCCUCUGAAGCAGUCAUAGAUGCCAAUGGGAUCCCUGUGGAUCAGCAAGAUGAUGACAAAACCAACUGUGAGGACUACCUUAUGAUUUCCUUGGAUGAUGCUGGCAAAAUAGAACAUGAUGGUUCAUCUGGAUUGACCAUGGACACGGAAACUGAAAUCGACCCUUGUAAAGUGGAUGGCACUUGCCCUGAAGUCAUCAAGGUGUACAUUUUUAAAGCUGACCCUGGAGAAGAUGACUUAGGUGGAACUGUAGACAUUGUGGAAAGUGAGCCUGAGAAUGAUCAUGGAGUUGAACUACUUGAUCCAAACAACAGUAUUCGGGUUCCCAGGGAAAAGAUGGUUUAUAUGACUGUUAAUGACUCUCAGCAAGAAGAGGAAGAUUUAAAUGUUGCCGAAAUUGCCGACGAAGUUUAUAUGGAAGUGAUUGUUGGGGAGGAAGAUGCUGCAGCCGCAGCUGCAGCUGCAGUGCACGAACAACAAAUAGAUGACAAUGAAAUGAAAACUUUCAUGCCAAUUGCAUGGGCAGCUGCUUAUGGUAAUAAUUCUGAUGGAAUUGAAAACCGGAAUGGCACUGCAAGUGCUCUCUUGCACAUAGAUGAGUCUGCUGGCCUCGGCAGACUGGCUAAACAAAAACCAAAGAAAAGGAGAAGACCUGAUUCCAGGCAGUACCAAACAGCAAUAAUUAUUGGCCCAGAUGGACAUCCCCUGACUGUCUAUCCUUGCAUGAUUUGUGGGAAGAAGUUUAAGUCGAGAGGUUUCUUGAAAAGGCACAUGAAAAACCAUCCUGAACACCUUGCCAAGAAGAAGUACCGCUGUACUGACUGUGAUUACACUACCAACAAGAAGAUAAGUUUACACAAUCACCUGGAGAGCCACAAGCUAACCAGCAAGGCAGAGAAGGCCAUAGAAUGUGAUGAGUGUGGAAAGCACUUCUCUCAUGCUGGGGCUUUGUUUACUCAUAAAAUGGUGCAUAAGGAAAAAGGAGCCAACAAAAUGCACAAGUGUAAAUUCUGUGAAUACGAAACAGCUGAACAAGGCUUAUUGAAUCGCCACCUUUUGGCAGUCCACAGCAAGAACUUUCCUCACAUUUGUGUAGAGUGUGGCAAAGGUUUCCGUCACCCAUCAGAGCUCAAAAAGCACAUGCGAAUCCAUACUGGGGAGAAGCCCUAUGAAUGCCAGUACUGCGAAUACAGGUCUGCAGACUCUUCUAACUUGAAAACACAUGUAAAAACUAAGCAUAGUAAAGAGAUGCCGUUCAAGUGUGACAUUUGUCUUCUGACUUUCUCAGAUACCAAAGAGGUGCAACAACAUGCUCUUAUCCAUCAGGAGAGCAAAACACACCAGUGUUUGCAUUGCGACCAUAAGAGUUCCAACUCAAGUGAUUUGAAGCGACACAUAAUUUCAGUUCACACAAAGGACUAUCCUCAUAAGUGUGAUAUGUGUGAUAAAGGCUUUCACAGGCCUUCAGAACUCAAGAAACAUGUGGCUGCCCACAAGGGUAAAAAGAUGCACCAGUGUAGACAUUGUGACUUUAAGAUUGCAGAUCCGUUUGUGCUAAGUCGCCAUAUUCUCUCGGUUCAUACAAAGGACCUUCCAUUUAGGUGUAAGAGGUGUAGAAAGGGAUUUCGUCAACAGAGUGAGCUUAAAAAGCAUAUGAAGACACACAGUGGCCGGAAGGUGUACCAGUGUGAGUACUGUGAAUAUAGCACUACAGAUGCCUCAGGCUUUAAGCGGCACGUUAUCUCCAUUCAUACGAAAGACUACCCUCACCGCUGUGAGUACUGCAAGAAAGGAUUCCGGAGACCCUCGGAAAAGAACCAGCACAUAAUGCGCCAUCAUAAAGAAGUUGGCCUGCCCUAACAGUAGUCUUCACCGAUGUUUGCAGAGAAACUGGCCUUGAAACAGAAAAUUCAUUUAAAAGCCAAUCAGUCUUGUUCACAUACAAUACUGUAUCAAAUUGAUUUAUGCUGUGUACAAAUAGAAAUAUUGCUUCUAGUUGACUUUGUUUUUACAUUUCGUUCAAUAGUGUGUUCUGAAUUCUAUUCAGUUUGUUUAAUACAUGGGGAAACACAGCAACAAAUUAGUUGCUUUUACUAAAGUAAUCCCUGGUUCUAUACUGAAGUUUUCUAUCUUAGAGGUUUUAUAUUUAUUUUAAAAUAUUUACCUUGCUUACCUUGAUGGUACUCUUCUAAGACCAUUUAACUCAUGGUAACUUCGCAUUGGUAACUGAAGGUCUUCAUGUUGACUCAAUUUUUUUCUCACAAAUUUCUCACAAUAAAAUUGUCAGAGAUAUUUAAUAGGAAUGGGAGAUUUUUACAGUGAGGUCUCAUGAUCAUAACAUGGAAGUCAUUUCCUUGUCUUGCUUAGUAUUUGCAGGCUAUAUGACAGUGAAAGUUUCCAUAUGAACUUUCGUGUCCCUGGCAUUGCUGAGUAAAAGAACAGUGGCUGGGUUUGUGUUUACUUUUCUUUUUUAUUUCUUUUUAGUGGACAAAAUAUACUUCUUUUUUCUUUAGACUAUCUUUUGUCAGUGUAGUAAACUUUUAGAAAACCUUGUUGGAAAUUUUUGCUUGAUCCUGUUGUAUUUUGAUUAUUCUGUCUGUGCUGCUUUGUCUUGGAAUGGUUGUGUGCUACAAAUGAAAUUUAACUGAGGACUGCAUUUUGGAAUCUCCUAGGGGUAACUUGUGGCUCAUAGGAUCUUUUGCAACUUUAUAUAUGUAAAUGUACCCUGAAUUAUAUAUAUCUAUCUAUAUAUACACAUAUAUAUGUAACAUGUAUCUGUGUGUAUUGCUUAUUUUACAUACUUAUACACACAACCCCCAGUAGUAGUUGCUUAAAAUCUAUAAUGAAAAGUAUUAAAUUUACAGUAACGUGAAAGAUCCAGGGAUGCAAGAGAGAGCAUUUUGUAAGUCUUGCUCUUCAGAGAGACUACUCAGGUGAAGAAUUAGAAGGAAAAUAAGGACACUAGUAUUUUUAAAGAGUAAAGGUAUUUUCUUUUAAAUAUCUUUGGUAAUUGAAAAAUAAUUGAAAAAAUAGAGGUUAAGAUGUUUAUAGAUACAAUGUUUUCAUACAGUUUCAACUCCAUGCCUUUAUAUUUUUCUGAAAAGCUAAUGGGUAUCCAGACAGGAAUCCCUCAGUUCUCUCUGAGAAACGGGAGAGAGAACUCUUGUCUGACCAAGCGAGAGGGACAGAAAGGGAGUGAUGGCUCCAUGGACCAGAGAACGGGUGCUAAUAAGGACUUAGACUUGGCAAGUUGAGCCUGCUCUGUUAGUUCUUAGUUAACCUGAAAAACCUUAACACUCGGUUGUCUUGGAUUACACGAUAGAGGUGUGGUCCAAGUGUGUGAACAGUCUGAGGCCUCAUGUGGAUCCUCACCAAGUCUUUGACAGUUUUGUUUUUGAGAGCUGGCAGUUCGUAACAUACAGGACUGAGCGCUGAUAAAAUUUGUAAAAAGUUGGUUACUGAGAUUUUGUUAAGAUGUCUUUUGGAAAACAGUUUCUAGAGUCCCUGGAAUUGGCUGUUGGCACACGGGUCUGGCACAUCAUGGGGAGACUUAGAAGUUUUCUUCCCACUCGAUAGCUGCCUUGCCGCCUCAUUAUGGUGCUCCAUCCCUUUUGUGCCGUUAGGUUUUUACCUUUCAUCUUUCUCUUAGUCAUCAAUAUUUGUAUUCAAAAGUUUAUAUUUUUGGGGUUAGAUGUCUUGAAUAUUUGGUGUUUGGCAAACCUCUGAAGUGCUAGAUUGAUUUAGUCUAGUUCUAAAUCAAAUUCUUAAGGCUGGUAUGAACUCCAUCCUCAAUGCCAGUCAAAGCCAAGGCGUAGAUUCCCUAGCCUUUCCAUCCAAUAGGGAAUUCUUUCGCCUUUGUAGCCUCUGCAAUGUGCUUUAAAAAUGCAUCACAACUCAACUAUGAUUUGAUUUAUGCCCUGUUAUUCUUGAAAGCUCUGUCUUUUUUUGUGAGAACUUAAAAAAUCUACUUUAUUAUUUUCCCCAGAAGUAAUUUAAACACCUAACAUUGAAAUUUAUGAAAUUUAAAAAUCAUCUACAAUCAGUACAGAAAAUAUAAAUGAUUGGAUCAUUUAACAUAUUUUUUUAAUAAACUGAAAGAUAAGGAACACAACACUUUACACACUUUAUAUUUCUCUUUACAUGAUCUGGAACCAUACACAGUUCUUUUCUUUUUUUAAAGCACAAUAUUGAAGCCUUUAAAAGGUAUUUAAGGGUUUGGUCAAGUGAAUAUAAAAUGUGUUUGUCUGUAUAAAGAGAAAAUGAAGUAGUCACUGUUAUGUACUGACAUUAGUUACAACCUAGUUUUAAUUCUUAAAACAAUUUUGAUUAGCAAAGCUAAAAAGGAUGUUUCAGUUAAAUGUUUUAAAGAGGUACAGAUUUUUACAAGGACAUAAUAUAAGUUAUUGUUCUGUAGAAAUAUCCUAUUAAAUAUUGUAUGUCCCUCCCUCUGUAUACUUUGUAAAAAAAAGUAAAAUACAUAAAAAGAAAAUCAUAUAGGGGAUGUGUGACAUUAUUGUAAUUGUGUACUUGAGAAUAACGUGCAAAAAUAAAAAUCAGAAUAUUUUCCUGUUAAUGAAUGUUCAGUCUAUUUGAUACCAGUACUAAGUUAAUGCUUUUUCUUAAGAAAGAAAAUGUACAGUUUUUGUAAACCUAAUAAACAUCAAAAGCAGUGGAUUAUUUUCAUCCCCCUAUUUCUUAAUUCCUUUUAUGCAGCAGUGGAAUGCAAAAUGCUUGAUUGCUUUGAAUUUUGUGACUUGGAUGCAAAUACUGAUAUUUCAGUCCUGUGAAUUUGCAAGUAACAUUACAGAGAAGUUAAGAGGUGAUUGGUGAGUCCUUUGAUGAGCAUGUCCUUGAAAUUCAUUUUUUCUUUUAUCUUUGUAAAUGAUUUAUUUUAUUAGCAUCCUGUUAGAAAUUACCUGCGCAUAAAGUGGGUUUUGAAAGCACUUAAAAUUUGUUUUAUUAUCAAUUCGCAACAUAUUUAGUCUGAGGGAGACUAUCACUAUUCAGAAGCCCUACCUUUGAGUUGCCCAUUUGUGCCUAGGUUGGAGGCCUCUAGUAGAACCCAACAUGCUGGAGGAUGGUCACUGUAGUAGUAAAAAUUGCAAGUUGGGUAAAAGUUGUCAGGAUUCAUGAGAAAGAUUAGCAGCACUUUGGAGUUUUUUUCAAUGAGAUUCUGUGAUGUAGAACCAGCGUUGGCCUAAGAAGAGGUAACAAAUAACCAAAACUUAAGAUAAAUGUCCAAGAGAAUGGUGGACAUCACACUCAGAGUCUUAAGUUUGACCAAACCAGGACUUGCUGGAAAAUGUGAUCCCGCUCAUUCUGCUAAAAUAUGCAGCCCUAUUGUUGCCUGGGAUCUCGCUAUUAAUUUCCUGCAAAAUCUUAGAUUUGUGUAAGGAAAAGCAGGAUCAGUGAGCAUCUUAAGGAGGAACGAUGUCAGAGUAAAGCCUGGCAGCAUGGUAAUCUCCUGGGGUGUGGUUAAAGCCGCAGGUUCUCUGCCCUAUGCCAGUCCCCAGUGAACUGGGACAAGGCACAAGCCCUAGUAGCCUGUGUUUUAGGAAGCUGUCCCAGUGAUUCUGUUGCAUGCUCAAGUUUAGUGAAAGUGAGCUUAGAGCACUUGAAGAACCUAAAAAUUGCUUAGUGUGACGUUUUUGUAUAGUAGGAAGCUCACAAAAAAGCAGCUAGAGAUGGCACAGUGAGAAUAAAUUAGGCCUCAGAGACUUUUGCUUUAUCCUUUCUGUAAAAGUCUGAGCCAGUCACUUAAGUAUAUCCUUCAGUGCACAUCUGAAUAGCUUGCACCUCCUACUUUUACAUAGCCCCCAAUGUUGCAUUCCUCAAAGGUAGGACGACUUGAUAAGUAAAGAGGACUGAAAAUUGUGCGUUCGUGUGUGUGUGUCUAAUUGGCCCAGAGUUACUAAAGUAGUUCAUAUUAAAAAGGACAUUUUGCUGCAUUUUACAGCUUUUUAGGAGGUCAAAAUUAAGUUUGCCCUAUGAAUUUUGUUUUAUCUUUUGUUUCAUGUAUAUAUUGUUUGCCUUUUUCAUAAAAUAAUUCUUGGAUUUGUUAUAUAUUGUUCCUGUUAUUUUUGACAUCUUUGCUAUUGUAAAUAAAUUCCUAUUUUGUUUUAA
Alexandromys fortis (reed vole) is the source of this 9756-nucleotide messenger RNA. It is a transcript of the gene Zfx, whose product is annotated as zinc finger protein X-linked. The record is from RefSeq and is a predicted model, not a curated record. The coding region runs from base 3094 to 5493 and encodes 799 amino acids. Gene Ontology annotation, molecular function: DNA-binding transcription factor activity, RNA polymerase II-specific; metal ion binding; RNA polymerase II cis-regulatory region sequence-specific DNA binding. Gene Ontology annotation, biological process: regulation of transcription by RNA polymerase II. The transcript is spliced from 8 exons. NCBI's taxonomy places the organism in Eukaryota, Metazoa, Chordata, Mammalia, Rodentia, Cricetidae. Gene Ontology annotation, cellular component: nucleus.